Pseudo-nitzschia multistriata is the source of this 5335-nucleotide messenger RNA. The record is from the annotation of a GenBank genome assembly. NCBI's taxonomy places the organism in Eukaryota, Bacillariophyta, Bacillariophyceae, Bacillariales, Bacillariaceae.
CGGCACACAACAAAGAAGACAAGGCAACAACAGCGACAACAACGACAACCCAUUCUCCGUCCCUCUGAACCCCGAUCGCAUCGCAUCGCAUCGCAUCACACCGCAUUUCCAUUUUCAUCCGCAUUCCGUUCCAACCAUGCUAAAGGGGAAACGCCGCAAGAGCGGGUCGUCCUUUGGUCCCGACGGGCGCCGGAUCGGCGGCGGCCUCGGCUCGGUAACGGGGUCGUCCUUCUCCCGGAAACGACCGCUCGGGGCAGGGGGCCUCGGCCGGCCCGGAUUCCAGAGGGGGAGCGCCCCUUCCCGCGGACCGGCCCCGGGAGCCCCCGCCCCGAUCGUCCCGGCCGCCACCUUUGGGAAGAAGCGGGGGACCGCUUCCGCGAUCCAGCGGGCCCCCAUCAUGUGCGGGCUGAACGUCGUGGUGGGGUCGGCGGGYCUCCUCAAGCCCUUCCGGCGGCCCAAGCUGGGCCGGCGGGCCUACAAGGGAAGGGAGGACGAGCUCCUWAGAAAGUCCUCCCUGGGGGCCCGGCGGAGCAUGGGGGGGAUGGAGCGYCUGAUGAGCCGUGCCGGAAAGGGACUCCACUUCCUYGGCAAGCGMCCGCGGGCCGGCGCCGACGGGAGCAGCACCGACGACUCGUCCGGAGACGAAGACGACAAGGAGGAAGACCGGCCCUUCGAGCCGCUGAUGGUGUGGAACAGCCCGUUCCAGGGCGGGGAAGCCAAGGGGCUGCCGCCCACUCUGUAAGUAGAGAACGGCUGCGGGCUUUCUCGGCUCGGCUCGACUCGGCGCAGCACCGGGGGAUUGCUUCCAGUUCGAUGCUCGAUCGGUCGGUCCGUUGGCUUGUUCGUUGCGCAAUGCCUCGCACGUUUCCUACAAUCUCACACAUUCGCUCUUGCUUCGUCGUUUGCCCUGGCUUGCAUUUUGCAAUUCGUUUCGAUCGACCCUUCUGUUUCUUCUCAUCCACAGAGUGACGGAGGUCCAAACGGACGAAUACGGAGUGGARGAAACCGUAACGAUUCUGAAACCCGAACCAAAGCAGCGGUACAGCCAACAAAACGUGUUUGUUCCUCCCAUUCUCGCCAAGUGGCUGCGACCGCACCAACGGGAAGGUGUCCGAUUCAUCUACGAAUGCGUAAUGGGAAUGAAGGACUACGGGGGACAGGGCUGCAUUCUUGCCGACGACAUGGGGCUCGGGAAGACCCUCCAAUCCGUCACGCUGAUCUAUACGCUYCUYAAGACAGGAAUCACGGCCGACAAGAAACCAACGGCGAAGCGGGUCGUCGUUGUCUGUCCUUGCUCGCUCGUCAAGAACUGGGACAACGAAUUCGUCAAGUGGCUGGGGCCCGGUGGGGUCAAGACCCUGGCCAUUGCCGAGGCGGAUCGGAAGAAGAUCGAGAAAGACCUGGAAACCUUCGCSAAGACCUCGAUUUUCCAGAUCCUCAUCUGUAGCUACGAGUGUCUCAGAACCCACGUGGGGCGACUGACCAAAUACCCCGGCUGUUGCGACCUUCUCGUGUGCGACGAGGCCCACCGCCUCAAGAACAGCGAGAACCAGACCAGCAGGGCCCUCAACUCGCUUCCCGUCAAGCGCCGCGUCCUGCUCACCGGAACCCCGAUGCAGAACGACCUGACGGAAUUCUUUGCCAUGACRGACUUUACCAACAGGGGCGUCCUCGGUACCCAGGAAGAAUUCCGCAAGAACAUUUUGUUCCCCAUUCUGAGGGGCCGCGAACCGGACGCGAGCCCACGCCAAAAACAGCGCAUGAUGGAGAUCCAGAACGAGAUGAGCUCCACCGUCAACGAGUUCAUUCUGCGACGCAUCAACACCGUCAACGCACAGCACCUCCCACCGAAACUGGUACAGGUSGUGUGUUGCAACCUGACGGAGAUCCAAAAAAACAUGUACUCGCACCUGGUACGUACUAGUGCGAAUUCCCAUACCGGGGUAGAAAUAGUUCCAUUGGAAACGAUUGUCGUUUUUUCUCUCUCUCGAAUACAUACUCAUUUGCAUAACUUUCUACCCUUCACUCACAUCCUUUUUUUGAUUAGGUUACAAGCAAGGCCAUGCAACACGUCAUGGACGGAAAACAAGUGAACUGUCUGGGGUCGAUUCAAAUGCUGAUGAAACUGUGCAACCACCCAAGCUUGGUGGCCGAAUACGACGAAACACACGGCCAAAAGCAGCAACAAAACGGCAGRCGCAGAGCCGCAGCCAAGCAGGUCAAAUACACCGACGGAGACGAACCUUCCUUUGCUGCUCCGGGAGCCGAUGGAAUCAGCAAGUUUUUGCCACUUUCCAGCGGCGGCGGAGGCCGUGGGAACCAGGGGCCGAUUCACCCCGAAUGGAGCGGGAAGAUGUUCGUGCUGUACAGGCUCAUGAGAGAGAUGCGCAAGCCCGGGAACGGUGGCGACAAAAUCGUGAUCAUUUCCAACUACACACAGACGCUGGAUUUGAUCGGGCGGAUGUGCCGCGAGAACUCGUGGGGAUUUUGCCGUCUGGACGGGAGCGUCACCAUGAAGAAGCGUCAAAAGAUGGUAGACGAAUUCAACGACCCCACCAGCUCUUUGGUCKCCUUCCUUCUCUCGAGCAAAGCAGGCGGAUGUGGUUUGAAUCUCAUUGGGGGCAAUCGGUUGGUGUUGUUUGAUCCCGAUUGGUAAGUAAUCACUCUAGCCGCGAUUCCUUUUUGAAGGGAGGUCGCAACAUGCUCUUAGCUCACAAAUGCACCUCGACGCUCUGUGUUUCUGCUUACAAMYUCUAGGAACCCUGCCGUGGACAAACAAGCAGCUGCCCGGUGCUGGCGUGACGGACAAAAGAAGCGAUGCUUCACGUAUCGAUUUCUCGCRACCGGUACCGUCGAGGAAAAAAUAUUUCAGCGCCAGCUGUCAAAGGAGGGACUUCAAUCCGUGGUCGAUGACAAGGAACAAGUCAACGCCCUGAGCACCAAAGAUUUGCGCAAUCUCUUCAAACUGAGAUCCGAUACGCCAUCCGAUACGCACGACAAACUCAAGUGCGAGCGCUGUAAAAUCAUUCACGACGACGCAGAAAUGAAGGAAAAGAAGGUUCUCCCAAAGAAGCUUGCUGCCUGCCUCGAGCUGGUGAACAAAAUGAUGGAACACGAGGAUGCCCACUACUUUUUGAAYCCUCUYGAUCCCCAGGACCACAAAGUGACCAAGGAACACUACGAGAAGGAGGUAAAGCAACCCAUCGAUCUUGGAAGCAUUCAGAAACGCCUGAUGGUUCCCGAAGAACAAAAUGGCAAGGGCAUACAGUCGUACAAAAGUGUCUCAAAUGUCUCGAAAGACGUCAACCGUAUAUUUUCAAAUGUGAUGAAAGUUUGGUCUCCCGGGGACGACCCGAUUGCCGACGCCGCAGGGAGGCUCCACAGCUGGUGGGUGGGACAAUGGCAAGAACUCGUUCCCGURUUGAUGACAAUGACGCCCGAUCCCGAAAAACGAGAAGACGGUGUCGACGAAGAAAUCUCCAYCGACUUGAUGGAAGGAUGCUCCCAUUUGAAAAACGAGCGAGGGGACGAUUACCAGGAGCAGAUUGGCAUGCCCGACGAAGAAAACAUGCGAUCGUGGUCCCACCACCACACGACCGAUACCGUCGACGAUCCGAUUUUCCGCGCUGCAAUGCGGGGUUACGAUUCCGUGAGCUUCGUGUUUGGUUUGGAAGUUACGUGGGGAAAGAUCCAACAGCGCCAGCAGGAAGAAGAGGACCGUGCCGCCAUGAAAGAACUAGAAGAGAUGGAAGAACUCCAGAAGGCAGAAGAGGAAUCGGGGGACGAAAGCAAAGCAGCCCAGAUGUCAGACGAUGCGAAGGAUGCUGGUGUAGGGGAAGUUGAUGAUCUGAUGGCUGUCGAGAAUGCAGAGGGGACAACUUCGAUGGACAACAACGAUGAAUUGGUAGAAGCGACCAAAGAAGAUAUGGCUGCAUCCGUUGGUGAUUCUCCGCAAAUGGACCGAGAUGGCAACAGCGGAACCCCGGAGGCUCAAAUCAUUGAGUCACCUGGCAGUGAUGUUUCUAACAGCAGCACAAGCGUAGAAUUCCUAUCCAUGUGUAGCGACGAGAAUGAUGGUCCCCGACAACGCACAUCUCCGCGGCAGAAGGGUACUUGGACGUGCCGGAAGUGCACGAUGGAAAACAAAAUGUCAAGACGAAAGUGUGAAGCAUGCUUGUCCAAUCGCCCCAGGAAGCUAUCGUGAAUGCGAUCGAUCACUUGCGACGAACGAAUAUAACAAGAAUCGAUCGAGGCCAAAAGGAUGGUUGACGGAGCCACUGUUUUAUCUAGAAGUAUCAUAUGUUUUUGAAAAYACGGCAAGGCUAUAGUUGAUUAUUAGAAUCCAAUGAUUAUUUUAUCUCUAGAAAAAUGUCCGAACAAACUUGAGUUGCUCCGAAAAUGGUUUCGGCGAUUCGAUAUUAUAGUACCCAAUCAGCUCAAAAAUAGCUCAUUGAGUUGCGCCAUGGUAUCUUCGGGCGACGUGACAGUGUGUCCGAUGGUCCGUUCACUCGUGAAAAUCUCAAAGUCGUUUCCUCCCUCGAAGGUUUUGUCACCAAAGAAGUGGAUCUCGUCAAAGUCCUCGGCCUUCAGGUACUGCAAGCAAUAGGUUUUGUCCCAUCCGGUUGGGAAGACAUCGAAGCUGAUUUGUCCUCCGAUGCUGUAGGUCAUAUCGAGGUCGGAAAACUCCUUCUUCAUGGCUUCGACCAUGUUCUUGCGAAUGUUGUUUGCCAAGUCGAAAACCUCGUAAUCGUUUCGUUCCUCCCGGGAGCAGUUGCGCCCGAUGGGCGAAAUAUUUAGCAUGCCGCUUCGGAAUUCGAYAAAAGUUCCUCUCUGAAAAUUUGAAUCGCAUCGAGACACGCAAUGGAUCGGGCACGGGUGAUUGUCAGUGGACAACAAUCGCUACGCGAGAUGAAAUUUUUCGGUCGGUGUUUMGUGAUUCCUUACCUUGACGGGGAGAUCCAGUUCGGCCAGGUACUUCAUGACCCAAUUCACGAUGCGCUUGAUGUUGUCUUCUCCCAGGUGCUUGGAGAUCGAGUUCGAUUCCAGGAGUUCGCCGUUGUUGUAGGCAACCAAGCCGUUUUGGCUAAAGUUCCAAACCACUUCGUCGACGAUGCCUUCGCCGAGCUGUUCCUGUUGCUUCGGAAGAUCCGAUCCACCAACGAUGCCGACCGUGAUUUUCUUGCGGAGUUCCUUCAAGACAUCCAUCAUGUCUUCCUUGACUUCCCCUCGGGGAACCGUCAGUGUGCCAUCGACGUCGAAGAGAGCGAUGAUGCGAGGGUUUUCGGGAGCUGGGAGAACCAUUUUGAUUUAUUUUUAUAUAUUACAAGCUUUAAAA